UCUUGUAAGGAAAAGAGAACUGCAUGCUGAAGGACACAGUUCCCAUGUACAGGAAGCAACUGCCAUGCCUGUGGGAAUCUUCCGGGUGUGCCUCGUGGUGAUCACAGCUAUUGUCAACCACCCGCUGCUCUUCCCUAAAGAGAAUGGCACUGUUCCCGAGAACGCGGAGGAAAUCAUCCAGAAGAUGAAGGAGCGGGAGCAGAGCCUUCGGCUGCAGCAGUUGCGCUUGGAGCAGGAAAUCGCAGAUCAAGAAGCCAGAGAGAAGACCGUGGAAAAGGCUGCAGAGGUGGUGGAGGAAAGCACAGAGGAAAAGUUCCGAUGGGAUAUGUGGACUGCCCUUUCCAUGGUUAUCUUCCUGCUGAUUGAGCUCUGGAGGCAGGACUUCCAGGAAGGAAAUUGGCAGGACACAGGAGGAGAAGAAGAUGACAUGGCUGUCCUGGGGAAAGCAUUUAAAGGAGUGGCCUUCCCUGACAAGGCUGUCUUGGCCAGCUUCUAUGAGAAGCGCAUCCUGGCUACCACCGGAGACAUGGCCAGGAUGCGGGAGAUGGUGGAAGGCUUUGCAGAUGACCUGCUGGAGGCCUUAAGGAGUGUUUGUAACCGGGAUGCUGACAUGGAAGUGGAGGACUGCAUGGGUGUGGGGAGCAUGUAUGAGAACUGGAGAGUGCGCAAACCUUUCGUCUGUGAUCUGAUAGUGCCUUUUGCCCCCCCAGAGCCAUACUGUUUCCGGUCCCAGACCUGGUGCUCUGGCGACUCUUUUCCUCCAGAUGAACAAGGUUAUGGUACUAUCAAGGUGUGCAGGGCAGAUGAGGAUGUGGCAGGUUGCAUAUGUGACAAGACUAAACUAGGGGAAGAUAUGCUGUGCCUCCUUCAUAGCCAAGCCAGUACUACCAGGCCCGGCAGUGAGAUGGAAGACCUCCUGUGCUUCAAAAAUACUCAGUAUCUGGAUGCUGACCAAGUCAUGAAGUGGUUCCAGAUUGCAGUUACCAAGGCCUGGAACAGAAUCUCCCACAAGUAUGAAUUUGACCUCUCCUUCAGCCUCCUGGACUUGCCAGGAGCCCUGAAGAUCAAAUUUAGAUCGGGAAAAUCAAUUGCCUUCAACCUCACCCCUGUGGUGCAGUACGAGAACUCUGAUGUUUACUUCAUCUCUCAUUUCCCUCGGAGUGGCCUGGCAGCAGACCUUCCCUCCAGCACUCACUGGUUUCUCACUUUCGCAGUGUAUGAGAGGAGGUUCAUCCAGCUGAUCUCCAAAACGCUGCCUGCCAAUGCCUGCCACGUCAGCUGCCUUCAAAUCCUCUCCUUCCUCCAUGGGAAGCAGUGCAGCCUCACAGGUCCAAGUGGACUCACCAACUACCACCUGAAGACAGUGAUGCUGCACCUCCUGCAGGCAUGUCCCAGUCAGGACUGGGCCCCAGAGAAGUUGGAGGCCCGUCUACAGGACAUGCUGAAAUUUCUGGAGAAAUGUUUGCAUGAAAAGAAGCUCUACCACUUUUUCAUUGGCAAUGGGAGGGUACCAGCAGAGCUGGGCUUCCCCAUCAUAUUCCAGAGGGCUGAGCCUCUCAACCUUUUCCGUCCCUUCGUGCUGCACAGGGAUGUUUACAGGAAAACAGUGGACACAUUCCAUGAGAUGCUCAGGAACAUGUCUGCACUGAUAAAUGAGUACACGGUGCACAUUCCUCAUGCACACACCAAUGGGAUCCAUAAGGAAUCCUUUUAACCAAGGCUGGCAGAAAACACCCGUUCCUCUAUGCACAAGUCCGCAAGGCAGCUUUUUGAAGCUUCCUGGAGACAACUGACUCUGCCAGUACAACUUCUUGUCUGUAGCUGAACUGGUCCUAGGCCAUGGUUUCUUCAGUAGGGGAGAGGGGAUGGAGGAGGAUAGGGGGGAGAAACUGGAAGGUGUGGUAUAAAAGUGAGUUUCUGCUCCACUGGUGUGCUGGCUGGGGUUUAUACAGCUAAGAAUAUAUUUUUCUAUUGUGCCUCAGUCACACUACAGUGGUGGUGAGCAACAAAUACAACUAAUUUAUUCAAAUGCCUGCAAUGCAAGCGCUGGUGGUGGCCAUAUAAUUAAUUUCCUUUGGAAAGGGGAGGUAAGAAAAGGGUGGAGGAAUCAAAAAGAGGAUCUUAGGAUUCCAGGGGCCUGUCUGCUUGCAGACAGCAGAAGCUCUGUGACCAAUGCAAAGCACAAUGUAAGACUCGGUGCUGAUGUGGGGAAUGGGAGGGUCAUGCACAAGAUCUGGACUGGAUGGAGAUCCUUAAAUCAACCACAGCUCUUUAAUAAAAGGGAACUAGUUAUCUUUAAAAAGCCUUCUUGACAGGACUUGUAGCAAUAAUUUAAAUGGCCUGUCCUGUCCUGCAGAAACACCUAUGUACUCUGCACAUUCUUCUCCUUGAGGAGAUUGUAGCAGAGCAGGCAGCUGCUGGUCUGUCUUCAGACCAUUUCAUUCUAGUCUUCAAUUUUUAUCACGGUAACAUGGCUAAUGGAUAAAUGGACAGGAACCUUUUUACCUUAGAUAAAACAGAGAAACACCAUUAUUAGCUUCUGGCAUUUUUGUUGAUUUGUUUGUUUUCCUUGCCUCAGGGCAGCAAGGCUGAGAAUGACCAAGAGAGAAAGGACUACUAUGGGUUUUGCUUUCCUAAAAGAAGCAGUUCUCCAAAAUUAGUUUGUAAGGAAGCCAAUCUCAGCAGUCUGGUAACAGGAGGGAACAAUCACCUUCCAAAUGAGAGUGUGACUCUCCCAGCAUGGUUUUGAUGAGGCCAAGGCCUGCAGGAUGGCUCUGAGCUAGAGCCAUCCUGCUAGGUGGUACACAGGGUUAGAGAUGCACAUGUAGCAGGGCUUGACAGCACUGUCUCUGCAGCUGCACAUCCCUGUAACAUGCCCCUUCUGCUCCCAGAUACUCAAGCAAAAGCUACCUGUUUGCCUCUAUAUAGUGUCUCAUCAAUCCUUUUGAAGACUGCUGCUCUGAUGAGGCUCAGAGGAGCUGCUACUAGCAGACUGUAAUUUGCUGAGUCAGGAAAGUGGGAAAGUGAUGGGGAAAUGACAGCUUCUGCAGGCUUAAAAGCCAGGGGACAAUCUCAAGGCAUGUGCUAAAAACCCUAAUGCAGAAAUGAUGCCCAAAGUCCCUCAGGAAUCAGGGUGUUAGUGCCAUUCUAGUGGACUGCUCAGCCCUGGUGAGGUGACUUUGUUGGAGGAGAGUGUUCAUCAGUUCCUCACCAUCUUUCAUGUGCUUCCUACAGGAUCCAAGCUAAGGCCUCAGUUCAUACCUGCUUUGUGCUGGUCAUGGGAGCCUGGCCUCCAGUGCUCAGGAGCCUUUCCUGCCAUAUUCCUAGACUAGAAUUUCCUGCAGUGUUUUACACUAGGGCUUCUUUGAAUCCUGCUUACAAGAGGGUAGUUGUUCUGGGUGGUGAGACCCAUCAGGGAUGAUAUUACCAUGACAGGUCCCUUUAUAUCAAUCAUCUUUCACAUGCAGCAGAGAGAAAAAUUAAUCCUGUAUCACUUCUAGGGACAGCAUUCAGCACGGAGCUUAUCACCCAGCCUAUUGAUAAGCAGACUCUCCACAGAUGUCUCAUAUCCUCCUGCUUCCUGGUAAAAACCAUUUCACUAUCUCCUUGAUGCCUGCUCUUGUCUGUCCUCUCCACCAGUGAGGGGCAUUUCAUGCACAAACAGAAAGUUGUAACUCCCACACUUGGUUUUUAAGCAAACACAGGUGGGGACAGGGAUCUCUGCUCAAACCACUUAGCUUUUAUCAUCACAGCUGUAGGGUGGUUAAGGAAUAUUUCUGAGCAGAAAGUAAGGGAUAGGAAAUGAGAUGGGAGAGAGAAGGCUGGUGGGUAUUGCCCUGCAGUAGGAGAGAGUCUUGGAUCAUCUGUGCUUGCUUCAGCACUCUUGGCAGUGAAUGCCUGGGAGACUGCCAGUGCUGGCAGAGCAACAGGACAAGACUAAUUGCUAACGCUACAGAGUGCUGUAAGCGCCUGGCUUUCGUUAGCUCAACCAAGCAAGCCUUCCCCAGUAGGAAAGAGGGCAGGCAUGAUCUCAGGGGACAUGACAAGCAGGUAGUGACAAGUUGAGGUGCAGAGAGUAAGUGAAUAUGGGAGUCUGGAGGCUACAUUGGAAGCUGUGUAAGUUGUUUGCAAACCCAAGCAAUUUGCCAUUCUUACAUGCCCAGGUUUCCUGCACAGCCCCUGUAGCAGAUCCAGCUUUGCAUGUGUUGCUGGCAGGCAGGUCACGCUAAGCAGUUGUGGCUGGAGCCGCUUCUAAAUGUGUGCCCAGCCCAGCCAGAGAGAAAUAAAAAUUUCUCUGCUGUUUCCUGUCAAGAGUCUAAAUUUAGACUUUCCAAAGAACAGAAACAAAUUUGUGACCCAGGUCUCUCAGGAAAUGACGUUCAGGGUUGAAAAAUAGCUUUUAUGUAAAGUUGAGCAGGGAGAGGAUGAGAAGAAAAGGCUGUUGAACAGAAGAAGGUAACUCCCCUAUUGAAAUGUCAGAACAAAGGUUGGUAACACCAGUCUUACGGGCUGGUAAGCAUGCCUGAACUCGUCUUUACACAGCUCUAAGCACUGCUGCUCAGAUUCAAAGGGAACCUAAACUGAUAAGUGAAUUGAAUCUUUUGUUGGUGUGCCUAUUCUCUCUCUUAAACCCAAAGUGACCCUGAAGCAUUCCCAUGGGGUUUAGCUGAACCCAAGCUGGAGCUGAACCAAGGAAUUUAGGUAUUUGAUUCCCCUGAAAGCAAAUUGCUUGGCUUAAUUUUCCUUCCAAUAUGCUCAUUUUGCCCUGAGCACCUUUUAAGCAUCUGUUCUGUGCAUUUAGGCUAUGAGGGAACCCACUCAUACCUGUCCAGGUGGAGAAGUGCUCUGUGAUAAGCUCUGUUCCAGUAAGCCUCAGGGCAGAGAUCUUCUUUGCAAGCCAUAUACCAGUAUAUGUACUAGAGAUAUGUAUCUGUCCCAUCAGAGGAGGUGUGGGGUACACAGCAUGACUCUGACUCAGACCUCUGCAGUGGUACAAGGAGGGCACAUCAUUCCUUGUCUUUCCUGUGCUAAAUCUUUGCUCACUAAGUACUAGCUCUGUCAAGAAAAGGCUGCACUCACAUUUCAUAAAAAAUGUUUGUAAGACAGUUUAGGUCCAUUAGCUGUCAGCCAGUAAAAAUGUCCUAAGAUGUUUUAGUGCUGCCCAUGUUUAGCUUUGCCUCGACUGAAAUCUGGCUGGCCAUUCAUAGGAAGCAGCUUUAAAGGGGUGGAAGUAGUAGUUUGUGGUUUAAAGUGAAUAAUGUUCUUUUGGAACCAAACAGCGUAUGGCACACGUGUGACAGACACACAACUUCUCUUUGGCGGUGCCUGCAUCUCUGAGAGCACCUACGGAAGGGUAAACAGCCUGCCCUGAACUACUUUCUUGUGUCUCAGUGCUGCUCUUGCCAUUGGUAACCAGGUGAAUUUAACAGAUGAACUCCUGUUGCCUUCUGCUGAUUCCCAACCACUCCCUCCACCCUCCACUGGUGGUUUUAAUAUUUUAUUACAGGCUCUGUCGAAGCAAUGGAAUUAGUGAUGGCUUGAUAUCAGCCACUGAUCUACAGCAUAGCCUCAGGAACUACUUACCUUUAGGAAAUGUCUGGGUCUAAGGUUAUUAGUGCUGUUCAGGAGCUGAAUGUCUUCUAAAGAGAGCUGUUGGGAAUUCAGUCUUUAGUAUGUGACAACCUGGCUUAGCUCUCUGAAUUGCUCUCUAUACAAGUCUUACAGGGGGUAUAAAGAUGUAUUUUAACAAAAGGAUCCAAAAUUUUAUCCAAUAUUCAAGCACCAGGAUUUGCUGCUUGUCCACCAGAUGCUUUUAAUGCAAAGUCUUUGCAACAUUUUCUCUGUGGUGAAGAAGUAAGAUUUCACCCUGUAGCAGCUUAGCUGCUGGUGGUUGAGGGGUUAGCUCUUACAGGAUCCUAGACAGUACACAGCUUUAUUUAUUACUUGUCUUUUUUGGGGUUUGGUUUUGUUUUUUUUUAAGGGGCGGGGGGUGUGUGUGUGUAAUAUGUUAGCUCAGAAGCAAAACUGUAGUAUGAAGAUCAAUCUUGGCAAUGCAACUGAGAUGGGCAAUAACACCAGAACUCUCCAUACAAAGGUCUUCCCUGUUGGACAAUGCUGUACUCAAACUGCUGCUUUUAUAGCAGGACACUGUUGAAUUUGUAUAGAUCUGUUCAUGCAGCUUUAUUUAU
Messenger RNA from Indicator indicator, 6188 nucleotides. RefSeq names its product inositol 1,4,5-trisphosphate receptor interacting protein (gene ITPRIP). The coding region runs from base 65 to 1714 and encodes 549 amino acids. The transcript is spliced from 2 exons. The record is from RefSeq and is a predicted model, not a curated record. Gene Ontology annotation, molecular function: protein kinase inhibitor activity. Gene Ontology annotation, cellular component: membrane. NCBI's taxonomy places the organism in Eukaryota, Metazoa, Chordata, Aves, Piciformes, Indicatoridae.